AACCCUCACAACCCCCCAACGCAACCAUGCUAUCCGGAAUCCAAAAUGUACGGCAAACAGCUAUUCAGCUGCUCAACUUCGGGCUGGUCCUGAGCACUGCAUUUAUGAUGUGGAAAGGUCUCUCGGUCCUCACCAACUCCCCCAGUCCGAUAGUAGUCGUCCUCAGUGGCUCCAUGGAGCCCGCUUUCCAGCGCGGAGAUCUCCUCUUCCUUCGGAAUACGCAACCGACGCUGAACGUCGGAGAGAUCGUGGUGUAUCAGGUCAAGGAUAAGGAUAUUCCGAUUGUGCAUCGGGUGGUGAGGCAGUUUGGUGAGGGAUCCGAAGCCAAGCUCCUCACGAAAGGCGACAACAACAUUGCGGAUGAUACGGAACUCUAUGCGCGCGGACAGGAUUACCUCGAUCGGGACGAUGUCGUGGGAAGCGUGUUUGGGUAUAUUCCGUUUGUGGGGUAUGUGACGAUUCUUCUGUCGGAGCAUCCGUGGUUGAAGACGGUUAUGUUGGGGGUUAUGGGGUUGUUGGUGCUUUUGCAAAGGGAGUAAUGGGGUAGGAGUUAGUUUUCUGGAUCUGGAUUCUUUCUGCCUGGUUUGUUUGUCAGGGUAUUUUUGGGUUUUGGGGUUAGCUGGGUUAAUCAAUGCAUAUAGGGUUGCGG
Molecule: messenger RNA, 649 nt
Organism: Aspergillus vadensis CBS 113365
Lineage: Eukaryota; Fungi; Ascomycota; Eurotiomycetes; Eurotiales; Aspergillaceae
Gene: sec11
Product: signal peptidase complex catalytic subunit SEC11
Exons: 3
Coding region: 27-539 (170 amino acids)
Cellular component (GO): signal peptidase complex; membrane
Molecular function (GO): serine-type endopeptidase activity
Source: RefSeq, a predicted model, not a curated record